UAUAACUUUUAAGUAUACUUAUACUGCUAGUCACACAGCUUGUGACGUGAGUAUUAAGUUUUAGGAGAUCUUUUCAUAUUUUAAUUUUGAAACAAUUAGGUAAUCGCAUUCGUCUCAAAUAAAAUGACUUCACCUGCAGCUCCAAAGGUUGCAGUUACACCAUCCAUACAAGAAUAUAGCAUCCGAGUACCAAAAAAUAACAAAAAGAAGCACAAUGUAAUGCGUUUUAAUGCAACAUUAAAUGUUGAUUUUUCAAAAUGGACACAAGUAAAGAUGGAGCGUGAAAACAACAUGAAAGAAUAUAAAGGAGUAGAGGAAGAAAUGCCAAAAUUUGGAGCUGGAUCUGAAUUUGGACGAGAUGCAAGAGAAGAAGCCAGAAGAAAAAAGUUUGGUAUUACUAGUAGAAAAUAUAAGCCAGAGGAUCAACCAUGGAUUCUUAAGUCUGGUGGCAAAACAGGAAAGAAGUUUAAAGGUAUUAGAGAAGGAGGAGUAAGUGAAAAUGCUGCUUAUUAUGUUUUCACACAUGCUGCUGAUGGUGCCAUAGAAGCUUUUCCAUUGCAUGAGUGGUAUAAUUUCCAACCCAUUCAGAGGUAUAAAGCAUUGAGUGCAGAAGAAGCAGAGCAGGAAUUUAGUCGUAGAAAUAAAGUAAUGAAUUAUUUUUCACUGAUGUUGCGAAAGAGACUUAGAAAUGACGAAGAAGGUGCAGAUGAUGAAGAAAUGAUGGAAGGUGGGAAGGGUAAAAGGCCAGGUAAAAAAGAGAAGGAUUUAAAAAUAUCUGAGAUGGAUGAGUGGAUGGACAGUGAUGAUGACUCGCUUAGUGAUGAUGAGGAAACUAAGAAAACCUCUGCGGAUGAAGAGGAUUCGAAGAAGAAGAAGAAAGGCAAGGUUGUUCCUCAGAAGAAGAAACGGAAACAAAAAGCAUCGGACGAUGAAGCGUUUGAAGAAAGUGAUGAUGGUGAUGAAGAAGGCAGAGAGUGUGAUUACAUAUCUGAUUCCUCGGAUUCUGGAUCAGAAUUGGAACAGCAAAAAGAAAUUAAGUCUGUUGCAGAAGAAGAUGCAUUAAGAAAAUUGCUUGCAUCUGACGAAGAGGAAGAUGAUGAAGAGCAGACUGACAAAAAAGAUGGCAAUGAAGACAAAGAUGAAGAAGAUGAAAAUAAAGAAAAAGAAGAGAAGGAUAAGGAUAAAGCUAGUAAAGAUUCUGAGAAGAAAAAAGACAAGAAGAAAAAGAAAAAGCAGUCUAAGAAAAAAGAUCAGAAAAAGCCUUUGGGGAAGGAUUCGUCUAGUGACUUUUCUAGUGAUUCAGGGUCUGAAUCUGAUACUAUAAAAGAAAAAGAUAAUAAAAAAUCAAAUAGUGCACAUAGUUCAAGGUCUGCAACACCCACACCUGUUACGGCAGGAAUGUCAGACCCAUUAAAGAGAAAGCAAGCUGGUUCUCCAGAUUUGUCACAAGCAAAAAAAUUGAAAUUGGAUAAUUUCAAUUUAGUGCCAGUAACUUCUUAUAUACCAGGAGCUAGUGAAUCUGGAAUCACCGAAGAUGCAGUAAGACGUUAUCUCAUGCGUAAACCAAUGACAACGACUGAACUUUUGCAGAAAUUUAAGUCCAAAAAAACUGGUCUUACUUCUGAACAGUUAGUUAAUGUAAUGACUCAAAUACUAAAAAAGAUUAAUCCAACCAAGCAGACAAUAAAAAAUAAAAUGUAUUUAUCUAUCAAGACACAAUCUAAUUAAUAUUAGUGCAAUUGAUUCAAUACAAUAUUUAUUUUGUGUACUA
Dufourea novaeangliae is the source of this 1771-nucleotide messenger RNA. It is a transcript of the gene TfIIFalpha, whose product is annotated as general transcription factor IIF subunit 1. Bases 124 to 1728 code for a protein of 534 amino acids. The transcript is spliced from 7 exons. Gene Ontology annotation, molecular function: DNA binding; RNA polymerase II general transcription initiation factor activity; TFIIF-class transcription factor complex binding. Lineage: Eukaryota; Metazoa; Arthropoda; Insecta; Hymenoptera; Halictidae. Gene Ontology annotation, biological process: positive regulation of transcription elongation by RNA polymerase II; transcription initiation at RNA polymerase II promoter. Gene Ontology annotation, cellular component: transcription factor TFIIF complex; nucleus. The record is from RefSeq and is a predicted model, not a curated record.